UUGAGGUUAAGGCGAAGCGGCAACGUUCCAGUUCUAUUUUUUGCAUUUGGCUGCUGAUGAAAUACAAAGCCUAAAAUAUAUACAAAAAAUGCUAGCCCGCUGCGCCCUGCGGACAUGGUGCACAUCGAGAUCGAGCAGGCUGUGGUCACAGCAGGCCCGCGCUUUCCACGUGAGCCCCUGCCAAUGGGAACCCAGCAAGCAGACCAAACUUGAGCUGAAACGCCGCCUGAAGGCCGAGCAAAAGGCCAAGGAGAAGGCCGAAAAGGCAGCCGCUGCUGCUCCGGCGGAGGGAGCACCCAAAAAGAAGGCCGAGAAGGAGGAGGAGGAGAUCUCGCCCAACGAGUACUUCAAACUCAGAUCCGCUGCUGUCCAGGAGCUGAAGCGUUCGCCCAGCACCGAUCCCUAUCCACACAAGUUCCAUGUGAGCAGCUCGCUGGAGGACUUCAUUGCCAAGUACGAGGGCAGCUUAAAAGAGGGCGAAACGCUGGAGAAUGUCAGCCUGAGCGUGGCCGGGCGUGUCCAUGCCAUCCGCGAGUCGGGGGCCAAGCUCAUCUUCUACGAUCUGCGCGGCGAGGGCGUCAAGGUGCAGGUGAUGGCCAGCGCCAGGUCCUACAAGUCGGAGGCCGCAUUCGAGACGGACACGGCCAAGCUUCGGCGCGGCGAUAUCAUCGGCGUCGUCGGACAUCCCGGCAAGACCAAGAAGGGCGAGCUGUCCGUGAUGCCCACCGAGAUCCAGCUGCUCUCGCCGUGCCUGCACAUGCUGCCCCAUCUGCAUUUCGGGCUGAAGGACAAGGAGACGCGUUAUCGCCAGCGCUACCUGGAUCUCAUACUCAACAACAAAGUGCGCGAGAACUUCCAAAUUCGUGCCAAGAUCAUCUCGUAUGUACGCCAGUUCUUGGAUCGCCUGGGCUUCCUCGAGAUCGAGACGCCCAUGAUGAACAUGAUUGCGGGCGGGGCCACGGCCAAGCCCUUUGUGACGCAUCACAACGACCUGAAGAUGGACCUGUUCAUGCGCAUCGCUCCGGAGCUGUACCACAAGAUGCUGGUGGUGGGCGGCCUCGAUCGCGUCUACGAAAUAGGACGGCAGUUCCGCAACGAGGGCAUCGACCUCACGCACAAUCCGGAGUUUACCACGUGCGAGUUUUACAUGGCCUAUGCGGACUAUGCCGACGUGAUGGACAUCACAGAGCAAAUGGUCUCGGGCAUGGUGAAGGCCAUUCGUGGCUCCUACAAGGUCAUCUAUCACCCGGAGGGUCCGGAGGGACCGGAGCAGGAACUUGACUUUACGCCACCCUUCAAGCGAGUGUCCAUGAUCAAAACGCUGGAGGAGAAGCUGCAGGUGAAGUUCCCGGCUGCGGACACAUUCAGCACGCCCGAAACGAAUCAGUUCCUGUCGCAGCUGUGCACCAAGCACCAGGUGGAGUGCCCCGCCCCGCGCACCACUGCCCGCCUGCUGGACAAACUGGUGGGCGAGUUCAUCGAGGAGUUCUGCGUGAACCCCACGUUCAUCUGCGAGCAUCCGCAGAUCAUGUCCCCGCUGGCCAAGUACCAUCGCAGCACGCCCGGACUGACGGAGCGCUUCGAGCUGUUCGUGGCCAAGAAGGAGAUCUGCAACGCCUACACCGAGCUGAACGAUCCCGUGGUGCAGCGCGAGCGCUUCGAGCAGCAGGCCAGCGACAAGGCGGCCGGCGACGAUGAGGCCCAAAUGGUCGACGAGAACUUCUGCACGGCGUUGGAGUACGGAUUGCCGCCCACCGGUGGCUUCGGCAUGGGCAUCGAUCGUCUGGCCAUGUUCCUCACCGACUCCAAUAACAUCAAGGAGGUUCUUCUGUUCCCCGCCAUGAAACCGGAGGAGGCCAAUCGCACGGCAGCCGAAACUGCCACUGCCACUGCCACACAGCAGUAGAACUCCAAUUCACCCAACCCCCAUCCUUGUAUGUUACGCUGGUCCCGGGCUGGUAGUCCCAGUUGCUAAUUUAUUCAACGAAUAAACCUUUUCUUUUCCAAUA
Messenger RNA from Drosophila elegans, 2009 nucleotides. RefSeq names its product lysine--tRNA ligase (gene LysRS). Lineage: Eukaryota; Metazoa; Arthropoda; Insecta; Diptera; Drosophilidae. The coding region runs from base 89 to 1906 and encodes 605 amino acids. The record is from RefSeq and is a predicted model, not a curated record. Gene Ontology annotation, molecular function: ATP binding; tRNA binding; lysine-tRNA ligase activity. Gene Ontology annotation, biological process: lysyl-tRNA aminoacylation. Gene Ontology annotation, cellular component: cytoplasm; mitochondrion; cytosol. The transcript is spliced from 4 exons.